Messenger RNA from Uranotaenia lowii, 1979 nucleotides. Its product is annotated as lysosome membrane protein 2. Gene Ontology annotation, cellular component: membrane; cytoplasm. The record is from RefSeq and is a predicted model, not a curated record. Gene Ontology annotation, molecular function: scavenger receptor activity. The transcript is spliced from 6 exons. Bases 89 to 1792 code for a protein of 567 amino acids. Lineage: Eukaryota; Metazoa; Arthropoda; Insecta; Diptera; Culicidae.
CUUUCUGUGAGAUUAAGGAUUUUAGUUGUAUUUUAAUAUUGCUGAGCGCUAGUCGAAUUUAGUUUUAUGUGGAUUAUUUUUAUUAAACAUGACAGAAUUGAAACCCAAUGCGGAGCAAAAUACACCUCAAGCUAAUGGCGUAAACCCGAGCAGUCAAAUUGCAUCAACGAUUGAUGCAUCACGAAAUCCCAAUAAACGGCUGGAAAAACAAACAAGUGCAUUGGAGAACAUUGCUUUGCAUUUGGGGAUAGCAAAAUGCAACAGCGAUCAUGUCGACAAUCGUAUGUUUUUCACAACAUUAAUUGUGCUGGUGCUGGUGUUCUUGGCGAGUGUGGCUGGGUUUUUCACAAUGUGGUUCACAACUGUUUAUGACGACCGUUUAUUAGAGCAACUGAAACUAACUCAACAUUCACCUGCUGCUGAUUGGUGGGAAAAACCUCCUGUUAAUCCCUUGCUGAAAGUACACGUCUUCAACUAUACAAAUGUAGAAGACUUUUUCGACAAAAAGACUAAUAAGCUUAAAGUAGUCGAUCUUGGACCAUACGUUUACACUGAAACUGCUGAGAAAGUGAAUGUCGUUUAUAACGGUGAUGGUACUAUAACUUACAAGGAAAAACGAUCAUACCAGUUCCUAGCAAAUCAAUCUAGUGGUAUGCAGUACGAUGAGAUAGUGGUUCCAAAUGUACCGAUGUUAACUGCAGCAUCAAAGUACUAUGAUAGAUCGUUCUUUCAAAAAACAAUUCUGAAGACAGCACUGGCUGGUGUAAGCGCCAAACCUUUCAAAAAGUUGAAGUUGAAUUCAUUUUUGUGGGGAUAUCAGGAUGAGCUGCUGAAUUUGGCUAGCAAACUUUCAUUUGAUAGUGAAGUUUCAUUUGAAAAAUUUGGAAUACUUAUGACGAGGAAUGGAACAAGUCCUGAAACAUUCACCAUUUAUACAGGAGAAAAUGAUUUGAAACAAUUGUUAGUGAUAAAGGAGCUCGACGGAAAACCUGCUCUUGAUAUGUGGUCAACGGAUGAGUGUAAUCGCGUCGAUGGAACAGAUGGUUCGCAAUUUCCGCCUCAUUUAAUGGACAAGCGCCAAACCCUUUAUGUUUUUAUCAAAUCACUUUGCCGAAAGUUUCCGCUACGAUACGAAAAGGAGGUAACUUUAUUCGAUGGUAUUCCUGCUUGGCGAUACAAAGCGCCGUUGGACGUUUUUGCUCAUCCCAGCAUUAACGUGGACAAUCAAUGUUUUUGUCAUCUGGAUUCAGCAUCAUGUCCAAAAAGCGGAGUUCUCAAUGCAACGCUCUGCUCCUAUGAAGCACCCAUAUUUGCAUCUUUUCCGCACUUUUAUACUGGAGAUAGAGAACUUUUAGAAACAGUUGAAGGUUUGAAUCCUCAGCAGGAUAAGCAUGAAACAUUUGCAGAUAUCCAUCCACGACUAGCGUUUCCUAUUGAUGGUGCUUCUAGGUUUCAAAUCAAUGUGCAAGUUAAAAAAACUAUAUCAGAUCUCGAACCAUUCGACGAUGAUCACAUUUUACCCGUAAUUUGGAUUGAAGUUGUUCCUGGACACAUAUCUGAGGAACUACGUGAGCUCAUAUAUUACAGUUCAUUCGGAGUCAACAAUCUACAGUUUUGGUUGAAAUACGGUUCUUUGUUGAUCUGUGCCACAACAUUUGCUUUACUAGCGAUGACAUGUUAUUUCCGAGGACGAAAACAAUCGAAUGGACAGUUGGAAAAGGGCGAACAACAACAACAAUACCCGCAAGAACAAAACAUGAAACUUAAUGCAAUGAACAACAUUGCUCCAUGAAAGUAAUUAAAUAAAAAAAACAGUGAAGAAAAUGAGAAAUUUCCAAUAAAAAACAAGAAACUCAUCAAUAACGUUUCGAUUAGUGAAAUUUGUGUAGAAAACUAGUGUCAAAAGGUGUCUGCUAAGGAAAAGGAUUCAUGUGAUAAAAUUGCUUUUGAUAAAGUACCAUUUAUUUGUUGUAUACUUA